Messenger RNA from Folsomia candida, 2165 nucleotides. Its product is annotated as extensin. The record is from RefSeq and is a predicted model, not a curated record. NCBI's taxonomy places the organism in Eukaryota, Metazoa, Arthropoda, Collembola, Entomobryomorpha, Isotomidae. Bases 334 to 1926 code for a protein of 530 amino acids. The transcript is spliced from 6 exons.
UUUGAAAUGAGUAAAUUUGGGAGCUUUUUCAUAUUUUCAUAAUUUGAGUGCAUUUUCACACGUGUAUGAAAAUGCAACCAUGACAAAAGUGAAAAUGAGUUGUAUUGAAUUGAGACGUGGGAAAGCAGCUCAGCUCAAAUUCUAUGUAAUUUCACAUCUCACAUCUGGUCUCUAUUUAUUUACAAACUUUUACACAUUUUGCUAAAAUUUUAAUUAUUAAUUGUUCACAAAUUAUUUUUCGUCUAAAUAAUCCACGUUUUCCACGUUAAAGUCUUUAAGUUUAAAUUGUUUGGGAUCAGAUUUUUCGUCAAUUCCUUCAUAAAAUAAAGGGUCAUGAACUACCGGGGUCGGGGUGGUUUUCGGCCCCCUUUUCACGGUCCCGGACCUCGAGGACCUGGACCCCCACCACGUUUUAUGGGGGGACCACGACCCCUUUUCCGUGACGGUCCGCCCUUCUUUGACGGACCACCGCGACCACGACCCCCCAUGUUCCACCCUCGUCACGACGACUUCGACGGCCCAGGAGAUUAUGACGAUUUUCACAGAAACGGUCCAUCACCCCCUCAUCAUCAUUUCAAUGGGCCUGGAACUGAAGGAGAUUUUGACGAAUUUCCACCAUAUUUUGAAGAAGAAAUGUGCAAUUCUUUUAACCCCGACGUGGUCAUGAGGGAUCCGUACGGGGGGGAUUUUCCUCCUCCGCCACCCCGUCGUCGUCUUCCUCCCCCGCGAUCACAGGCUAGGAGGGAGGACCGCGUUUUGAGAAAUCCACAUCCGCACACCAAAAUACCAGAGCCACCACCAAAGCAACCCCCAAAAGUCAACAAGGUCCAGCCCCUGAUGGAUAUUGUAAUGACACCCCCGGUGGGAAUAUCGACGCCUGUACGAGACAGUGUGAAACUAGAACGGCACGUUUCUUCCCCCGUGGCAAGAGUGGGGCCGACGGUAGAGGUCAAAAGUACGUCACAAAUAAGGUCAAUAAUACAGCCGGCGAAAUUAGCGACACCGACGCCACCGGUGGUGUCGCCUAUAAAAUUUGCGACACCCGUCGUGGCGCCACCAAGAUUUGCGACACCCGUCAUUGCGCCACCAAGAUUGGCGACACCCGUCGUGGCGCCACCAAGAUUGGCGACACCCUCGAUACCCGUGCCACCACCGACGAAAUUAAAUACACCACCACCACCAAAGCCAACAACGUCGUCACAGUCCUCCACAAUAAAUUCAGCAAUGUCGGCGGCAGCGGUGCCAAAGCUGACACUCCCUAAAAAAGAUGAGCAUCAUCCCAUUGCUGAAAAAGCGAAGGAGUCAAAACCACCCCCCGUUGUGAGCGGAAAGAUCACACAAAUCCACAACUCGUCCGGCGUCGUCGACUAUAAAAUAUUUUUUGACGCGAGCACGAUGGUUGGCCCGAUGCCGUCGGUGGGUGCGUCCGUCGUGGUCGAGGUGGAACGCGUGACUGGGAUGCCGUUCAAAUUGAUUGGGCGUCGCGUCCAAAUCCUGUCCACGAUUGAGCAAGUGCUCGAAAGUGGGGAUGAGGAGGAGGUCGUCCCCCCGACAAAUGACGCCGCGUUGGAAGAGGAGUACACCAAGUUCUUAAAAGACUCAAACCUCACCACCACCACGAAUGCAACUGAUGGCCCUGUGAUCUCUCCAACUCUUGCCGCAACCACUCCCGCCGGCGGAAUCGCUAAGACGCCCGUGGAUGAAGCGGAGAUCGAGCGCCUCGCCGUGUUCCGCUCGCAUCUCGCCCUUCAGCACAGGACGCUUCAAUUCAAUCUGGAAAACGCGGACCGACUAAAACGCGGCCUCCCCCCGCUUCCCAAACCAAAGGAAAAGAAGCCGAAAAGACUGGAACGCGAUAUUGUUCGGACACUCGAGCAUAAUAAGGCGUCAUUAUUGAACUCUUUAAAAGUCAAUAAACCCCAAUAAAAUAGAUAUAAAUAAGUAUCAUACAUAUGUACAUCAUGUAUGAUACAUAUAAGUAUUAGAUUGUUUAAGGAUAUGCAAAUCUGUAGCAAAAUUUGUCUUUUAACUCAUUCAUACCGAUGAUGUGGUCAGUUUUAUAAAUAAAUUGCAAAGUAACGAUGUAGAUAUCCCGAAAUAUAUUGAACAGGUUUUAUUUUUUACAUGAAUACAUAAAGGGUGUUAAUAAAGUCCGAUCCCAUGCA